This is a messenger RNA of Misgurnus anguillicaudatus (oriental weatherfish), 2720 nucleotides long. Lineage: Eukaryota; Metazoa; Chordata; Actinopteri; Cypriniformes; Cobitidae. The record is from RefSeq and is a predicted model, not a curated record.
UUUUGCAGUUUUGAUUUUUUUAUUAUUAUAUAAUUUCUGAUGUAAUAUUUCUCUGAUGCUCUAAGGGACGCUGUUGGUUUAGUGUGUUGGGGGUUUCAAAUACUUGUUUUAGAUCCUCCUCCAGUUUCUGACAUCAUACAGUCUGCAGAAUAUCUCUUUCAUUUGAGACCGUUGUUUGCUGGGUGUGCAAGCGCUUUGCUGUAUUUCCUGGACUAGUUUAAUGUUGUUUUGAGCUUUUAGGACCUAAUAUCUUCCUUUAUUAUUGAAACAGAUUAUUUAGAAAAUGUUUCUUUAUUAUUUCAUUAAAUCUCAAGGAAAUGCAUCGUCGGCACAAAUUGCAACUUGGCUAAUGAAGCAUCUGGUGCUGUGCGUCUUUGUUAUGUCCGUUGCGCACGGGCAGGUCCGUUAUUCUAUUCCAGAGGAGAUGACAAAGGGCUCGCUGGUUGGAAAUAUCGUUCAGGAUCUCGGUUUGGAUGUAAAGAGGCUAAAAUCUGGCCGAGCGCGGAUCUUUACGGAGGACAGUCGUGAGUACAUCGGUCUAAAUGUGGAUAAAGGGACUCUGGUAGUGAAAGAGAAAAUAGAUAGAGAGGAGCUGUGCGCGCAAGUGUCUCCCUGUUCCUUACAUUUUCAGAUCAUUCUAGAAAAUCCAAUGGAACUGCAUAGAAUUGAUGUUGAAAUAUUAGAUAUCAAUGACAAUUCUCCUCUGUUCUCAAAGAAAGAGAUUAAUUUUCAGUUUAGCGAAUCAGCUAUUCCUGGAGCUCGUUACUCUUUGGAAAGCGCUAAAGAUCCGGACGUAGGUCUAAAUUCGCUUCAGACAUAUAAACUAAAUCCUAGCGAUCAUUUCACAUUAAAAUCGUUGUCACGCCCUGAUGGUACUAAAUAUGUAGAGAUGGUGCUCCAAACGCCAUUAGACAGAGAAAAAGAAAGUGAGCAUAAAUUGGUUUUGACAGCGUAUGAUGGAGGCAGUCCUCCAAAAUCUGGUUCUAUUAAGAUAAAUAUUAUUGUUCUUGAUGCCAACGACAAUGCCCCGUCAUUCACCCAGUCUGUCUAUCGGGUUAAUCUGCCCGAAAACACUCCUUUGGGUUCCCUUGUAAUUACAGUUUCUGCCACAGAUGCAGACGAGGGAACAAACGGGGUGAUUGAAUAUUCUUUUUCUCAGAGCAGCCUCAGUGUUUCAAGUCUUUUCCGCAUUGACCCUUCUAACGGGGAGAUCAUAGUAAAAGGUGAUUUAGAUUUCGAGAUAUCCAAAUACCACGAGUUAGACAUAGAAGCAACAGACAAAGGUGGUUUAACAGAUACGUGUAAAGUGCUUGUUGAAAUGACAGAUGUAAAUGACAAUGCCCCUGUAAUUAGCUUGAUGUCAUUUUCUAACGCAAUACCCGAGGACGCAUCACCGGAGACUGUAAUAGCGAUGCUGAAUGUUAAAGACUUGGACACAGGAAGGAACGGGCAGAUUAAAUGUUCCAUUCCUCCACAUUUACCAUUCAAAAUUAAGUCAUCUGCCACAAAUUUCUAUAGUCUCACAACCGAUCAGUUAUUAGAUCGUGAAAAAAUCUCUGAAUAUAAUAUAACAAUAACAGCCACGGAUGAGGGAUCGCCCUCUUUCUCUACUAAUAAAACUUUAUAUUUUAAGAUCUCUGAUGUCAAUGACAACGCCCCUGUUUUUCAGCUUCAGUCAUACACCGCAUACGUGAAUGAAAAUAAUUCACCCGGAGUCUCUGUUUUAUCCGUUAAAGCGCAUGACAAAGAUUCUGGUAAUAAUGCGCGUAUUUCAUAUUUUCUAGAGGAUACUCUUGUAAGUGGCGUCUCUGCUUCAACGUAUAUUUCAGUAAAUGCAGAAAGUGGAGAAAUUAUUGCAGUUCGUUCUUUUGAUUAUGAGCAAACAAAAGAAUUUAACUUUCGCGUAAAAGCGCAAGACGGAGGAAACCCUCCUCUCAGCAGCAAUGUGAGUGUGAAAAUAAUCAUCCAGGACCAGAAUGACAACGCGCCUCAGGUUCUGUAUCCGGUCCAGUCCGGUGGUUCUGUGGUGGCUGAAAUAGUGCCUCGUUCGGCAGAUGUGGGUUAUCUGGUUACUAAAGUGGUCGCUGUUGAUGUGGACUCUGGACAGAAUGCAUGGCUCUCAUAUAAACUGCAGAAAGCCACAGACAGGGCGCUGUUUGAAGUGGGCUUACAGAAUGGAGAAAUAAGAACUGUACGUCAAGUGACAGAUAAAGAUGCUGUGAAACAAAGACUCACUGUUGUAGUGGAGGACAACGGGCAGCCCUCUCGUUCAGCUACAAUCAAUGUUAACGUGGCGGUGGCGGACAGCUUUCCUGAAGUGCUCUCGGAGUUCACCGACUUUACGCACGACAAGGAAUACAACGACAACCUGACUUUUUAUCUAGUCUUGGCUUUGGCUGUAGUUUCGUUUCUAUUUAUAGUUUCCAUCAUCGCCAUACUGUCAGUCAAAUGUUACAGAUGGAGACGCGAGCGGAUGUUUUACAAAUCUGGAGCGAAUCUUCCAGUUAUUCCGUAUUAUCCGCCUCUUUACGCAGACGUAGGUGACAGGAACUUUACAGCACGUGUACAAUUAUGAUGUUUGCAGAACCACUGACUCUAGAAAAAGUGAUCUGAAAUUCGUCAGACCUUACAGUGAGAGCAUCAUUAGUCUGGACACCAGUGGAACGCAGACACUUACACAGACAGAGAAUCGAAAAAAUGAUCCCAAUUCUUUCGAUCAU